CGUGACAAGAUUUCAACGUUUCAAAACGAGGUCAAACAACAAUGGCUGAAAAGUUGAACAGAAAAAUCUGAGAGAAGGAACAUUUCAGCCGAUGUUUUGUCAUUAAGGAGCUUCAAAAUGUUGUUACAGGAACCUGUACAGGCUGCCGUUUGGGAUGCUUUGAACAACUAUUCUUAUGGAAAUGCUAUAUUUCUGGCAGAGAGACUUUAUGCUGAAGUAUCGAACACAGAAUGUCUGCACCUCUUGGCCACAUGCUACUAUCGAGCAGGCAAGUCCUAUCAAGCCUACAUGCUGUUGGAACGCAACAGUUGCCAGACUCCACAGUGCAAAUAUCUCAUGGCUCGAUGUUGUGCUGAUAUUAAAAAGUUUGCUGAAGCAGAAAAACUGCUUGCUGGGACUAUUUUGACUAAGAUGAAGUCUCAUGAGGACAUUGAAGCAGAAUUUGGCAGCAUGGCAUGCUAUGUUUUUGCAUUGCUGGGAUUUAUUUAUAGCAAGACUGAAAGAGCCUCAAAAGCAGCACAGUGCUACCGUAGGUCCCUGAAGCUUAAUCCUUUGCUGUGGAAGUCAUAUGAAAUGCUGUGCUCAAUGGGUGAAAAUGUGAAACCAGAGACAGUAUUUCAAAUUCCUGAACAGACGGCAGCUGGAACGGUGGCUCCCCCGUGUGAUCCAGCGACUCUCAGUGAACAAACGAGUGAGGCAGUCUCUGCAAACAUUGUGGCUGCCAGUGAAAAUCUGCAACUGUUAUCUCCUCGGAACAUUUGUCCGAACGAGACGCCCGACAACAACAGUCAGAACGAGCCGUUGCUGCAGGAAGUGAGGCGCGCCCCAAGGCCGAACAAACAGAAACCGUCUCUGACCCCUGACCCUUCACAGAUGAGGAAGGCCACUGUUCCCAUGAAACUAUUCCCCAAUCCCGUGCUAGCCUCUCCAAGCUUUGGUCUAUUGCCAGUGGAGCAAGCCAGUUUUCAUGUUGGUAGUUCCACGCCUUCUUUUAUCUCGCCUGUGCCCUCAGAAUCUCAAAACUUGGAGGUACAAGCUCCUAUCAAGUCCAGGCCCAUGACAAGAAGGACUCAGAUGGGGAAGUCACCGGUGCUAAAUUGGUCCAACACCAUGAAAAAGAUGAAAGAACAGGAGUCUGUAAAUGCACCUAUACGCAGGAGUUCCCGGUUGUUUGGAAACUCCAACUCAAAUUCUAGUGCUGUUAAGGAAAACAACAAAAGUCAAACGCCUGGGACCUUCUCCAGUACCAAAGGAGUGAACAGGCGUUCAAAACGAACAACCAAAUCACAACAAGAACUGAAUGAGAUAAACAAGGGUGAGCUGAGUGUUGACACCAAGUACCCGCUGGCUACAGAACUCCCGAUUGUCGAUCAGAUAGUGCAGAUGCAACAACAGUCUCUGGCUGGAGUACUUAGUUUGAUGACCAGCAUAGGGAAAGCCUACUUGUCGCUCUCUCGCUACGACUGUCGCAACGCCAUCGAGCACUUCAGUGACCUGCCAGAACAUCAGUACUACACCGGCUGGGUGCUGUGUCAUGUGGGCCGGGCUUACUAUGAACUUGCUGAGUAUCAACGAUCUGCCAAAGUGUUUGAAGAGAUUCGACGUCUUGAGCCCUACCACAUCGAGGGUCUGGAGUUCUAUAGCACUGUGCUGUGGCACUUGCAGAAGGAAGUGGAGCUCUCACUGCUGGCUCAGGAGCUCACCUCCAUGGACCGAAAGUCUGCCGAGGCCUGGUUUGUUACCGGCAACUGCUUCAGCUUACAGAAGGAGCAUGAUGUGGCUAUCAAGUUUUUUCAGCGCGCCAUUCAGGUGGACCACAAUUUUGUCUAUGCAUACAGUUUACUAGCCUUUGAAUACAUAUACCUCGAAGAGUUUGAUAAAGCUCUCACUUGCUUCCGCAACGCCAUCAGGCUGGACCCUCGACAUUAUAAAGCAUGGUAUGGUGUUGGAAUGAUCUACUUCAAGCAAGAAAAGUUCAGCUUGGCAGAAGUUCACUAUCGCAAGGCCUUGUCCAUAAAUCCACAAAGUUCUGUACUCAUGUGUCAUAUUGGUGUGGCACAGCAUGCACAGCAGAAGACAGAGCAAGCUUUGCACACUCUGAGCACAGCCAUCAAAUCAGAUCCAAAGAACUCGCUGUGCAUGUUCCACAGGGCCUCUAUCCUCUUUGCCAGUGAUAAACACAUAGAGGCUUUGGAGGAAUUGGAGACCUUGAAGCAGAUCAUUCCAAGAGAAUCUCUCGUCUACUUUCUCAUGGGCAAGGUGCACAAGAAGUUGGGCAACACGCAUUUGGCCAUGAUGAACUUCUCUUGGGCCAAUGACCUCGACCCCAAGGGUCUGAACAAUCAGAUCAAGGUGGCGGUGGACAAACGCUAUGUCACAGAGGACGAUGACCCUCUGGCUAGACUGGAACAAGAUGCUGCCUUGGAAGGGGAAGGAGCUGGAGCAGUGGCAUCAGCUGAGGCAGACGCAGGAGCAGAGGCAGAGGGAGAUGAGUCAGCCAAUCAGGACGAAGCAAAUCUCUUCCUGAUGGAUGCCCCCAACCUGCAGGCCAUUGAAAGUGACGAGAGUUUAUGAUGACUGUGACUUGCGCUAGGUGUAGGAGAAUGACUCUGAAGGGAGGAAUGACAACAUGCCACAACUGUUGGGAAGUGAUUCUGUUUGCUUGCUAUAUUUUAUUUCUCUGAUUUCUGUGAUCUUCUGAUGGGUGGAAAUGGAGUGAGUCAUAAUGGAUGAAUUGUUACGUGUGAGGUUCGAAUGUACAAAUAAAUGAAACAUAGCUCUAAUGUAGUCCUGUGGGUACAUUUUAUCACUGUAGGAUUCUAAACGGCUAACUCAGUUUCUGUAAAUUUUACAGUGGAGUGAAAAAAACUAAGCGAGGCUGUUAUAUAUAUACAUUUUAGCUGUUAAAAAUCCAACAUUGUAGUGACUAUUUGGAUAUGUUAAUGUGGCUGUAAGUUAUUUAUAGGAUGCAUUGUGUGAUGUGUGUCUGAAUUCAGAGAGAAAAAAACACACAAAAAACUGCAUUUUAGGGAGUAAGCUGUUUAGAAUCCUACAACGAUGAUUUUGAGAAUAUUGUGAUGUUGUUUCCUCGAAGUAUGGCCACUUCUCCUCUUUCUUCUCUUGUCUUUUAAAAAACUGAAAUUGUUCUAUUCCACUUGUUUAGAGAUUGCACAAGCUUGAAUUUUCUUCUUCUGUUUCCACAAAUUGAAAAGUAUUGUAUAGUGAUGGUUAUAUCUGAAUUGACUGUAGUUGAAGGAGAAGAAAAGGAAUAACAUCUGCCUCCUGUGCAAAGACUAUGUUACACAGGCAGUUCAAAAUAAAAACCCUCAUAUAAACUUGCUAUGCAAUUCUGCUGCCAAAGACCUCUGUUCACAAUACAUCUGAUAAUGUGGUAGGAGCAAAAUGAUUUUUACUGCAGUACUGACUAUAGUUAAUUGUGGCUAUGUAUUAUUUUUUUUAAAAACAUAAAUAUAUUAUAUCCUGGUCUUGAAAUACUUUCACAAGAUGUCAUUAUUCAGUUUGACUAGAAUAAGGGUUGAAUGUUUUUAAAAAUCAUUUUAUUUCCAGCACAACUGACUUUUGCUAAAUGUUUUCUUUUUUCCUUUUAAACUUUUCUUUCUAAUGUGUUACGUUUCUUUUCAUAUACGGUUGAUUUUUGUGCAUGGAAAGCUUUGGGUACAUAGUUAUUGAUAGAUUGGAUUAUCAAACCAAUUUGUCUAUUUUAGUGGAGCUGGCAUAGUUUUCAGAAUUUAUGACCCAUUAGGAAUAAAAUGUUUGAAAAAGAUUGUAGAAUAAAGAGCAAAUAUACUGUGUUCCUGUUUUAUCCUACGUCAUAUUUUAUUAAAUUGUCAACCCUACUUUUUGCUUUUUGACUAAUCAAUACAAUGUGUUCCCUCAUAGAAGAACAGUUGAGCGAGUGGUUGGAAUUUGAAUUAUUGAAAAGGUAUUCUACUCACUAUUUCUGAAGCUAAACCGGGUAUUUUUUAGUACCAAGUUGAUUCUGAGCAAAAUUUCUCUUUCUCUCUCCAUUGAGCUGGAGUAAAUAAAAAAGAACACACCUGCACUGUCUAAAACUUUAGUUGGAUAUUAAAUACUUGAACGGAUGCAACGGCAUUCUUCAGCUGGAUUGUUCUUUUCCUUGUACAGUGCUUCCACUCUUCCGUAUUUUUACGGAAAUCCGUACUUUCUGCCAGUUCCGUACUAAUUGUUCCUCCAUUAUCAACUCCCUCCGUAAAAAGCUGCGACAGCAUAGGACUACCGAAAUUCCGUAGCAAAAGUUCCGUACUCGUUGUCGUAUCGUCUAGUACUAGUAUAAGUUACGGAUAUUUACAGUAAUUCUCUCGGCAGUAAGUUAAUGUUAUAGAAACCAGCCAGAUUGCGCAUUUCCUGCAAUUGGCCAUUAUUCUGCUGUGCCCCAUGCAUUUACUGCGGGUUGGUCGGCAAUACGUUUUUACCUGUGGAUUGAUCAAAAUGUGGCGAACUUUUUGUGCCAAUUUCCUCCUUUCUAUCAUUCACUCCUUCCGUCUGUCUAUCUUCAGAUUUUUUACGAGGCUGAAAAAUCUGCGCGUUUAUCAAGUAAAUUGACUUGUGAUUUUAGACAGAAACAUGCUGUUAGAAAGAAACUUUUUUACAAAUUUGUCUAGAUCUAGAGAAAUAGUCGAUACAAAGAUUAUACGCCACGGGAACGCGAUAGGGCCGCUAUGAAAGAAAUUUAUGCUAAAACUACUAAAAUCAAGAAUAAUUCAAAGUGGUGUUCCGAGGUUGUGAAAUUCAGACGUGAAAUUUAAGGAAGAUUAGGGUAUACGCCAGGUAACUGUAUUGUGAAGGUACAUAUAUAUUCAUUAUUCCCAGGUUUGCCUUCUAUCAAUGGUGCGGUGCCUAAUUAAUCGAAUUACCUUAUCGUAGCAAUGGAAGGGAAAACUGCUUUUAAACAUUGCCAUCUAUGGAAAUAUAUUGUGUAGAUCUUGGUGAAGAAAUAAAAAAAGACAAAAUGUUGGUGAAAAAAUAAAUGUUAUGGUUUGUGGGCAAUCUUUUCAAACAGGCUCCCAAAUGCCAUUUUCAACCCUCUAAAAGCACUAACUUUCCAUUUCUGCGGGGGUUUCGCCCCCUGAACCCCGAACGGAAUGCUGUCCCUGGACCCUGCUAGGGAUGCGGCCCCCAGACCCCCUGCAGAAUUUUCCUUACUUUUCAGCUUCAGCUGGUGGAAGCACUGCUUGUAGGGUAUAGCAUAACCCAGCUAUGGUAGUCAUCAAAUUAUGGUGUGUUAUCUUUUCUUGGGCAUGCUCGUUGGCGCAUCGACACUACUCAAUUUUUUCUUUUAAUAAAAAAAUCGAGGCUUUUUCAAAUCAAAGAAGUAUAUGGCAUUUGAUUCCUAGAAGACAUGCUGUAACAUUUCAGACUUGGUGUCUUGUUUAACUGAUACAAUCUAUUUAUCGGUUCAUAGUUAUAGACAUGGUCCUUACAAAAGGAUAGCUCUUUUCUUUCAUUCUUGUUAUUCUCUCUCAGUACUCUAUACUGUUAUCUUAUUCUCUUAUCCUCACCUGAAGUAUGUGUAAAGGGCAUUACAGAGUUCAUAAGUUCUUGAGUUUACUUAUGUGAUUGGAAGCUGUUCAGUAUAUUUUUGAGAAAUGUAUGCGUGGCUAAGGCAUGUUGUAGUACUGUUGUGUUUGGAAGUGUGAGUUGGGCUGUGUUUUUCUCUCCACCGUCCCUCUUUCCCUCAUUAUUUUAUAAAAAAAACUAUAUAUUUAUGCAUUGUCAGCAAUUUUGUACAUAUACUGUAUGUCGUAGGCCAAAAUGCACUCGGCUUUAUGAAACUUUUCUAGAGGCCUUUCAGAAUACAUGUUCUUCGUGUAAAUAAUUUUAUUGUGUCUUGGAUGUGUGACUGUAAAGUGCUAGAGAAUUGUCUGUUGUACUGACUUGGGAGCUUUUGUAAUUUGGUGCACAGUAUACAUUUGGAAUGGAAGAAGUGGUGAAAGGAUAGAAAUGCAGACGGCUGUCAUGGUUUUUAUUGUUUUUGGUUGUUGUUUUUCUCCCUUUCCGCAAUUUGACUACCCCAAAUUGUGUUGCUCAGAAGGCAAGCUGUAUUUUGGAGGAGUGUGUCAGUUUGUGUCAUGAACAAGUUCUCUGCCAGGAAUUAUGUUUGUUGAACUGUGGCCUGUUCAGGGCCUGCUCAAAUAGCGAAUCGUCUUUGGUAGUAUUAUGCAUAGAUGUUUUGAGUGAUGCCUCAAUUUUACUUUUUGUGUUUAUUGAAUGGGAUGGGCAGAGAAUGUAUGCCUUGCAUGUGUGUGUGUGUGUCUGUCUCAAUGGUAUUUAUGGUAGUAAAUGUUUGGGAUCGUGUGGGGCAAGCCAUGUCUUUUGUUGCCUUGUUUUCAUAUUGCUAAGAGGGAUCCAAUAAAUACAUGUCCAUCAAAUUGUU
Aplysia californica (California sea hare) is the source of this 6415-nucleotide messenger RNA. RefSeq names its product cell division cycle protein 27 homolog. NCBI's taxonomy places the organism in Eukaryota, Metazoa, Mollusca, Gastropoda, Aplysiida, Aplysiidae. Gene Ontology annotation, molecular function: protein binding. Gene Ontology annotation, biological process: cell division. The record is from RefSeq and is a predicted model, not a curated record. The transcript has 20 exons. Bases 118 to 2574 code for a protein of 818 amino acids.